Beta vulgaris subsp. vulgaris (sugar beet) is the source of this 2990-nucleotide messenger RNA. RefSeq names its product transcription initiation factor TFIID subunit 12b. The coding region runs from base 431 to 2602 and encodes 723 amino acids. The record is from RefSeq and is a predicted model, not a curated record. Gene Ontology annotation, molecular function: protein heterodimerization activity; DNA binding; TBP-class protein binding. The transcript is spliced from 9 exons. Gene Ontology annotation, cellular component: transcription factor TFIID complex; SAGA complex; SLIK (SAGA-like) complex. Lineage: Eukaryota; Viridiplantae; Streptophyta; Magnoliopsida; Caryophyllales; Amaranthaceae. Gene Ontology annotation, biological process: DNA-templated transcription initiation; RNA polymerase II preinitiation complex assembly.
ACCUAAAAGAAAAAAAAAAAUUUAGGUUGAGAGACUUGAGACUAUCAAAGUAUCAAUAUUGUGCAGUGGCACUGAUUAAGUGAUCAGUAUGAUCAAAUCAAACACCAGGAACAAGACCUAAAAGCCUAAAAAAAAACAGGUCUCAUACUCUAAUUAGAAUCAUAGAUUCAUCGGAUUGGACAAUGAACAUCAAUCUGCUGUAAACAAACAAACACAUUAAAAAAAACAACCCAAAACUUCACUAUUUCUUCUUCUUUCAUCUUUGUCAACGUUUUUCUUCUCUCUGCUUUCUCUCUCUUCGUUGCAAAUUUACAAACUUUAAUCUUUGAAGCUGAAUUACCCAGAUUAAAAUUAUCCCAAUUUGGGUAAAUCCCAUUAUGAUUUAGCUCCCAAAAAAUAAAACCCAAUUGAAGAAAUUCCAAGAAUAAUAAUGGCCGAUACUUCAACAUCUUCCCCAAAACAUCUUCAAUCGUCGAAUGUAAUGGAACCACCUCCAUCAAUGGUGCAAAAUUCAACCAAUAAUUCAAUGGCUUCGCCUUCAAAUCUUUCACAUAAUUCUCCUUCUAUUGAUAUUCCACGUAUUUCAUCUCCUCUUUCUCAAAUCUCUCAACAACAACCUCAACAACUACAACAACAACAACAACAACCUCAACAACAACAACAGCAGCAACAACAAAUUAAUCCUAAUAUUGCUGCUGCUGUACAACAACAAUUGAUUCAGCAACAGUAUCAACAACAACAGCAACAGAAUUUGAUGGGUAUGAGUGGGGGAACAGGAAUGAGUACUGGAGUUUCUGGGAUUUCGAAUAGUUUUCAGACUCAACAAGGUAUGAAUCGAUCCGCUUCGUUGUCGAGGAUGAAUCAGAUUCAGCAGUCACAAGUUCAACAACAGUUGCAGCAACAACAACAGCAGCAAUUGCAACAGCAAGGGAACCCACAACAGCAACAACAGCAGCAACAACAUCAGCUUGGGAUGUUGAGGCAACAUGCUGCUAUGUAUGGACAGAUGAAUUUUGGUGGGUCUAUGUUAAACCAACAGUUUAGGCAGCAGCAACAGCAAUUACAGCAGCCGCAGCAACAACUGCAGCAGCAACAACAACAACAACAGCAGCAGCAGCAGCAGUCGCAACAGCAACCGCAACAAUCUCAGCAGCAGCAACAGCAGCAGCAGUUGCAGCAAACCCAACAGCAGCAACCGCAGCAGCAACAACAAUUGAGCAGUGGCAAUUUGUCGCGGUCAAUGAUGAUGGGUCAAAGCGGGUCUUUGCCUGUGUUGUCUGGACAAGCUAGUGCUACUCCUACCCAGUUCAAUAAUCUCCAGUCACAAUUGCUUGCUUCGCCUAGGCAAAGGGCGGGUAUCCUCCAAGGAUCACAAUUUCCAUCAGGAAAUGCAUCUGCGCAUAUGCAAGCAUUGCAGAUGAUGGGUUUUGGUUCACAGCUGAGAGCGAAUGGCUCAGUCUCGUAUGGGCAACAACGCAUCAAUUCAGCCCAGUUGAGACAGUUAUCACAACAAAAUCCACUUUUGUCACCCCAGAAGAAUCAGAGCCAGAACCUGUCACGCACGCCAUCAUUGGCAUAUACGAAUUCUCAGUUAUCUGGCUUAUCUCAAAAUGGACAGCCAGCUGUGAUGCAGAACUCUUUGCCUCAGCAACAAUGGUUCAAGCAAAUGCCUGCUAUGUCUGCCCCUGGCUCCCCUUCACUGCGUCUGCAGGCAAGCCAAAGACAGCAACAGUCAGUGGGUCAAUCUUCUCAGUUGCAGCAGAGCAUGUCCUUAAAUUCCCAGCAAUUAUCUCAGCUUGUUCAGCAGCAGUCAUCUAUGGGACAUCCUCAGGUGCAGCAAACAUCUCAGCAAAUGCGACAGCUGCAACAGUCACCAUCGGUGCAGCAACAACAACAUCAACAACCAUCACAACAACAGCAGCUACAGCAGCAACAACAACAACAACAGCAGCAGCCGCAACUCCUGCAACAACCAUCACCUAUUCAGCAGCAGCUAUCUCCAAGGAUACAGGGACCACCAGGCCAAAAGUCUUUAAGCUUAACUGGAUCACAGCCAGAUGCUACUGUAUCUGGGACAACUACUCCGGGGGGGAGUUCAAGUCAAGGAACAGAAGCAAUGAACCAACUCCUUGGGAAAAGAAAGAUACAAGACUUAGUUUCCCAGGUAGAUGCACAUGGAAAGCUGGAUCCGGAAGUUGAAGAUCUCCUUUUAGAAAUUGCUGAUGACUUCAUUGAUUCAGUGACUACAUUUGCAUGCAAUUUGGCAAAGCAUCGAAAAUCCUCAACAUUAGAAUCCAAGGAUGUGUUGCUACACCUAGAAAAAAAUUGGCAUCUGACAAUCCCGGGGUACUCGAGUGAAGAUAGGAAAAGCAACACCGACAACCCUUCGUGUGAUGCUCACAGAAAGCGCCUCGAUAUGAUUCGUGCCCUGAUGGAGUCCUCACAGUCGGGGUUCUAUCCAAACAAUUCUAAAGAAAUGGUGAGACAGGGGAUUGGUAACUUACCUAGUGCUAAUCACAUGAUGAAAGCGUCCCCUAGUACAGAGCAACUUGUUGCACAGUCAACUGCUUCUCAAAUGCUUCAGCAGAUGACAAGGUUCUGAUUGAUCACCCCCUUUUGUCUUUUCAGCUACAAGUGGGUGUACAUUUUUGGUUGGAGAAAGUGUGAGGGGUACAGAUCUGCACAGCUAGGCGAUUCUCAAUAAAUGGAAAACGCUAGGAAGUGCGUAAUAGGAUACUAACUGAUUAUUGAGCAGAGACAUGUAAGGAGUUUCUUUUUAAUUUAUCCUCUGUAUAUUAUUGUGGAAAAUGAUGUUGUGAGAAGGUUUGUUUGCAAACACCAUAGCUAUUUAGUUUGUGCUUUUUACACCAUGCUGUAAUUUUAUUUUCAUUCGCGAGUGGAGGUUGCAUUUUAUGAAUGAAUUGUGUAAUACAAACAUUUCACUAUUGUUUUUGUCCUCAACAAAGUUAUAAAUAGGUGAUUUUUGUUUA